Molecule: messenger RNA, 450 nt
Organism: Diabrotica balteata
Lineage: Eukaryota; Metazoa; Arthropoda; Insecta; Coleoptera; Chrysomelidae
Source: the annotation of a GenBank genome assembly
AUGCAAGGUAGUGCCAAUAAUAGUGCUCCAGGAGUGGUUCCCGAAAUAUGGUUCCUGCAAGUAGAAAACCAAUUUGCACUAGCAAAUAUUAUAAAUGACGCAACAAAAUUUAAUUAUAUAGUUGCUAAUCUAGAAUCGGCAUACAUAUCCGAAGUGAGAGAAAUCAUUGUAUCACCUCCAGCUACAGACAGAUCUCUGUGGUUAGGUAGACUGCCAUCCUCUAUACAGGCUAUUUUAGCUUCCCAAUCAAACGCUGGUGUAGACACAGCUGCCAAGCUAGCAGAUGCAGUUUUUGAAGUUGUAGCUCCUAGAAUACAAAUUUCGGAAACGGCCACUGCUCUUGAAAGCACCAUCGAAAAAUUAACAGCCGAAUUAGCUGAAAUGAAAAUUCAGCAGACUUUCGCGGUUGCUCAACCACAAACCAAUACGUACUGUAUCUACUUUGUUUAG